Molecule: messenger RNA, 3478 nt
Organism: Ricinus communis (castor bean)
Lineage: Eukaryota; Viridiplantae; Streptophyta; Magnoliopsida; Malpighiales; Euphorbiaceae
Product: glycosyltransferase BC10
Exons: 3
Coding region: 2018-3169 (383 amino acids)
Cellular component (GO): membrane
Molecular function (GO): glycosyltransferase activity
Source: RefSeq, a predicted model, not a curated record
UGACCGAUUAACAAUUCAAUGCUAUUUGUGGGGAUGCAAACAUUCGAAAGUUUGAAGUCAUCAUAUCUGUCAGCAAAUCAUACCUUUCAGACUAUCUUCUUUUUUUUUUCCUUUUGAACCAUAAUCAUACUAUCGUCAGGAUCUUGCAUUGGAGGUAUGCCUGGAUCAAUGGGCUCAAGCUGAGGAAGUUUUAGCAAUUCUUUCUAGUCGGACAUUUAUUAGUGAAUGUCAAAAUCACACAAUUAUUCCAGGUUAUGAAUUGCUUUACAGGGAAUAUCUAAACAUCAAUGUGAGUGUAAAAGUGUUGCUAACUUGCUGUAGUAGCUCACUUAUUUUUGUUCUUGUUCUUCAAAUCUUCACUGAUCAACCCCUUGGGUGAAUGUGGGGGCUCGAGGAAGAAAGCCCAUAUCUGUAAUUGUCUUCAACCGAGGUUCUUGGAAAGACGAGUUGCUUUCCUAAUCGCUUGCACAGCUUCCGUAGAAACUCAAAAGCUUAAUGGCACGGCUCCCUCCUUGAUUAAUUCGAGUUAGCUACUUAUGUUUAAGGGGUGUUUGUGAGAGCAGUCUUGUGGGACAGAUGGCUCACUUCCCUGCUUCAAACGUUAAAAUCAACUUAGGUGGGCAUGGUUUGCACGUCUCAUUUCACACUCGUUGAGCAUUGGCUGUUGGUUAUGGGAGCGAGAUAUAGGCGGUGGUUAUGGUUUAAACUCGUAUUUGGAAGUCAUCUAGAAAUUUCCCAAAUUCCAAUCGCCGCAGUUCAUGUUAAUUCGUUUUCUUUUUCUUUUUCCAUUGUGAUGCAUGUUAAUUUUGAAUUUCUUAGGUGCCCAUAUUUCUUUUAAAAAAAAAUUGAGAACGAAUACAUCAAUUUUUAUGUUUUUACAUUCAAAAAGAAUGUACAAAUAUAAAAAUUUGUGUUAUGGGACUAUUGUUGUUUUAAGCAAUUAUUAGGUAUCCAACUAGAUUAACAAAAUUCAAGUACAUUAUAUUUACGUGUUUAUUCCUUGUGUCAUUGUUGUAGAUUGCAUGCACUUUGAAAAGUUGUUAAGAUCCUUUAUAGAUUACCAAUAACUCUUCUAAUUAAUUAAUCAAAUUCUUUGUCCCAAAUUGGUCAUUUUGUCAAUUGUGGUAACAUGAAAUUUGCCAUACUCGAAUCAUUUCUAACCCGAGUUGCCAAUUAAUUUGUGAUCUGGCCAACAACAAGGAUGUAAAGAAGCAAAAGUGAAAUCUCAGCAUCCCCAGUUACUAACAAUUUCCUUGGGAAAAAAAAAAAAGAUUACUGCUAACAAUUUUGUUUUUGGCACUACUACCGCUAACAAUUUAAGUAUCAGGGAAAGAAUGAAGCAAAAAAAGAACAAAAAAGUUACCAGGGAAGAACGGGAUUUUUAUUAUAAAAAUUGGAUUUCAUAAUGACGGGCCAGGUCAUAUUAUAAGACUAGAAAGAGAAAAACAGCAGACAAAUCUCCCCCAUACAUACAGUGUGAUUGUGUGAAAGUGUGAGCAAAAAGAAAAAACAUUCUUAAAAAAUCAGAGAUUUAUUUUCACAGAUUCACCUCACUCCGAUCUCAUGUCACUUUAAUUCCCAAUCCAUACGUAACCUCUCUCUUCUUUCGCCGUAUGAACCCCACUCUCUUGGAGUUACUAAUCAAACUACCUCUCUAUCUCUAUACUCUUUUAGACAUUUGUAGACUCCUAUUGCCCAACUGUAUCCGCUUCUUUUACUGAUGCCGCCUGAUCUUGGCUUAUACUCCUUGAUUAAACCGUCAUUUUUGUCUAAACCCCCAUGUGCUACAAACCCAGAUUUCAACGCUGUGUCUACUACUAGGUAUGCCAACUUCUAGAUCUAUUUAAAACUCCAUCGGUAUUAUAAUUGGAAUAAAUUGGGGAAAUUUUUUUCCAGUUGAGAGAGAAAAACACGAAUCUUUUCUCACUUUUGAUGCUCUAUAGCUACUUCAAUGCGAGAGGAGUGUUUUUGGAUUGAACCCGGUUGUUGAAUUUUGAUAAGAAGUUGUUUUUAAGAUAUGCAAUCAAGGGUAGUUCCAUUAGAGGAGGGGAAGGACCCUUCGAUCAAAACAAGCCAACCUAAGGCGUUUCCGUUUAGAUUACUUCAAUUAUUUCUGUUGUUUUUGAUUUUAUGUGUUGCAUUUUCAGUUAUUAGUAUAUAUACAAUCAAACAUUUUGGAGUUUACAAUGUGAUUACUACUAUUAAGCCUGGCUUUCAGCCUUGUCUUGAAGAACCUAAUGAUUUGGAUCGUUGGAUCAAGCCUCCUUCAAAUAUUGUUCAUAAGAUGAAUGAUGAAGAGCUGUUAUGGAGAGCUACUUUUGUUCCUAAGAUUAAAAAGUACCCUUUUGAGAGAGUUCCCAAGAUUGCAUUUAUGUUCUUGACAAAGGGACCUUUGCCCCUUGCACCUCUUUGGGAAAGGUUUUUGAAGGGUCAUGAAGGGCUGUAUUCAAUCUAUGUUCAUUCAUUGCCAACUUUUGAAGCCAAAUUUCCACCUUCAUCUGUUUUUCAUAGAAGACAAAUCCCAAGUCAGAUUUCUGAAUGGGGUAAGAUGAGUAUGUGUGAUGCUGAAAGAAGGCUUCUUGCUAAUGCAUUGCUUGAUAUCUCCAAUGAGCGGUUCAUUCUACUAUCUGAAUCUUGCAUUCCACUCUAUAAUUUCAGUGUCAUCUACCACUACAUAAUGAAAUCCAGAUAUAGUUUCAUUGGUGCAUUUGAUGACCAUGGUCCAUAUGGGAGAGGAAGAUAUAAUGAAAACAUGGCACCUGAGGUGAAUAUUACCCAAUGGCGGAAAGGUUCUCAGUGGUUUGAGAUUAACCGAAGGCUUGCAGUUAACAUAGUGGAAGAUACUACAUUCUACCCGAAAUUCGAAGAAUUUUGUAAGCCACAUUGCUAUGUUGAUGAACAUUACUUCCCCACCAUGCUAACCAUUCAAGCAGCACAUCUCUUGGCAAAUAGAAGCAUUACUUGGGUGGACUGGUCAAGGGGCGGAGCUCACCCAGCUACAUUUGGAAGAGGUGAUAUAACAGAGGAUUUCUUCAGAAGAAUUCAUGCUGGUCAAAACUGCACCUACAAUAAUCAGCCAUCUUCAACGUGUUUUCUUUUCGCAAGAAAAUUUGCUCCUAGUGCUUUGGAGCCUCUAUUACUCGUAUCAUCCAAGUUUUUGGGUUUCUGACAGAUGAACUCAUCAGCUAAAUCUUAGAACAUUGGAAAGUGAUCCAAGGAAACAUGACAGAUUUAUUCUCUACAUCUUGCGUGUUCUUAUGGCGUGACCCUCUUUGGUAGUGGGAUACGGUUUCUUGCUUGUACACUUACGUUGGCAGUGCUCCUGUCAAAAAUUUAUAUAAAGUAUGUACAGGGAAUGCGUAGCCAGUUUAGCUUGCUGUUUAACAUUUUCUGUUUUUAGAGAUUAGAUGUCUAAUUAUCUAAUUGAAUUUUAUUUUUUUUAAGUCUUCGUUUUAUUAAAUAAUAAUCCAUUGGAUAA